This is a messenger RNA of Limulus polyphemus (Atlantic horseshoe crab), 1467 nucleotides long. RefSeq lists its product as uncharacterized. The transcript is spliced from 2 exons. The coding region runs from base 55 to 1467 and encodes 470 amino acids. The record is from RefSeq and is a predicted model, not a curated record. Lineage: Eukaryota; Metazoa; Arthropoda; Merostomata; Xiphosura; Limulidae.
UUGUAUUCCUUUGUUAUUUGAUAUAACAGAAAGAGUGUUUUAUCUGUUAACGAGAUGUGGAAGAAACAAUUGCCAGCAAAAACUUCUUUUCUCGUCGGCGUUUUUCUGGUGUGUGUAAGAGCCGCUCCAACGAAAGAUAGUAUACCGGUUCCCGUCUUUUCACGAAGAUUAUCGUUAAAUUCCGAUAAAGUGGAUAUUUUCCAAGCAGAAGAAAGCCAGGCUUCGAGAUUAGGCUUAGACGUCAAUAGUGGAAAGAAUCAGGAUGGGUCGUUUCGUGAAGAGCGCCGCCAAUCAGAUGGAGGAACAUUAGGGACAUACGGGUACUAUGAUGACAAUGGUGAACUUGUGUUACGUCACUAUGUGAAAGACAAAUUUGGAUACCGUGUUUUAAGUGAAUAUAGGCCUUAUGAACCUUUAGUAAAAGCACAACCAACAAAUAAACCUACACAAGAAAGCAGCGUUGAUGAUGAAUUUGAAGAGGAAGAAGAUCCACCUACACCACUGCCACCUCUUGACGAUAAAGAGUUCGCCAAAAAUCUGAAUAUAAAGAAAGAUGAUAAAGGAAGUUUUGAAAGCAACAAAACCAAAUUUGGACACGAAGUUUCUCCUUACGGCCCGCUUCAUCUCUUGUUUAAUAAUAAGGUGGAUCCAUUAUACACUUUAGCCACUGAAAACAAUAAAACGGAAACUAGUACCAACACUAAAAAUCUCACAUUUCCCUCCCCUGUCUUCUCGUUUCAUACAGAAUCAAACAAUUCUUUCAAUACUCCCCCCUUUCUUCAUCCUCCCCGCUUUUUCUUUCAAGAAAACUUCGCCAAUGAGCCUUAUGAUCCCGAAUUUUACGAUCCUUAUGAAGAUAAAAAUGUACCCACGUUUGAGCAUGGUCACAAUCGUCUAUACACCCAUGGCAGAAAACCCUAUAGAUACAGUCCUUAUGCCUAUCACCAUAACCCUUUCUUCGAGUACCCCUAUUCUUUUCAUCCGCGCAGACCAUUACACUUUGAAGCGCAAGUGUUAGAUUAUGGGUCACCCAAUAUCGUAAAUCCAGUACAUAAAAACAAAAUCAAAGGAGUUCGUCUGGUUAAAGGACAGAUAGUAUUAAUCAAUGAUGAUUCUCCAGUCCAGGCGGAUCAAGGGGAAAGUCACCCCAAAUCGAAAGAAGAGUCCUCAGUAAAUCAAACGAACACCGAACUUUCAAAGAUAAUCCCCCUUUCUCCCUUAUCUUCACAGACUAGAACCAAUAAUCCUACAGAUACUUCCAAACAAGGAAAAAAACAAGCCCUUAAAAACAAACAAGAAUUUGUUUUACCGAAUUUUGACUCGCCUGAAUAUUUCGAACCUUUCCGCAGAUCCAUUCGUCCUUUUGGCUUCGACAACUUUAGGUAUAACCGUCCGUCAUUCGGUUUCGAUUCAUUUCGCCGUCCAACGUAUCUGGCACGAUCACGAUAUGAAAACAUUAACAAGUAA